Messenger RNA from Galeopterus variegatus (Sunda flying lemur), 1075 nucleotides. RefSeq names its product SUMO/sentrin specific peptidase family member 8 (gene SENP8). Gene Ontology annotation, molecular function: cysteine-type peptidase activity; deNEDDylase activity. Gene Ontology annotation, biological process: proteolysis. The transcript has 2 exons. The coding region runs from base 123 to 761 and encodes 212 amino acids. The record is from RefSeq and is a predicted model, not a curated record. NCBI's taxonomy places the organism in Eukaryota, Metazoa, Chordata, Mammalia, Dermoptera, Cynocephalidae.
AAUUCUGGGUUUGCGACCGUAGCUUUUGCUUUACAGCCAAUACUGAGUUUCCUGAAGGCUGGUUGGGGUGGUGAGGCCCGAGGCAGCUUCUGGAAUUUCUGGGCAGCCCUGGUCAGUACAAGAUGGACCCUGUAGUCUUGAGUUACAUGGACAGUCUACUGCGGCAGUCAGAUGUCUCAUUAUUGGAUCCUCCAAGCUGGCUUAAUGACCAUAUCAUUGGGUUUGCCUUUGAGUACUUUGCCAACAGUCAGUUUCGUGACUGCUCUAACCACGUCUGCUUCAUCAGCCCCGAAGUCACCCAGUUCAUCAAAUGCACUAGCAACCCAACAGAGAUCGCCAUGUUCCUCGAACCCCUGGACCUCCCCCACAAGUCAGUUGUAUUCUUAGCUAUCAAUGAUAACUCCAACCAGGCAGCUGGGGGAACCCACUGGAGUUUGUUGGUUUAUCUCCAAGAUAAAAAUAGCUUUUUUCAUUAUGAUUCCCAUAGCAGGAGUAACUCAGUUCAUGCAAGACAGGUAGCAGUGAAACUUGAGGCUUUCUUAGGCAGAAAAGGAGACAAACUAGUCUUUGUGGAAGAGAAAGCCCCUGCUCAACAAAACAGCUAUGACUGUGGAAUGUACGUGAUAUGUAACACUGAGGCCUUAUGUCAGAACUUCUUUAGGCAACAGCCAGAAUCACUACUGCAGCUACUCACUCCUACAUACAUCACAAAGAAGAGGGGAGAAUGGAAAGAUCUCAUUGCCAAACUUGCUAAAAAUUAGCUACUGAAGUAUAUUUGCAACUUUUGAAGUCUCCUCUUUCUGCCCUUCCCCGUUUAUUGGAUGGCUGCAAUCUCAGUGCCUAAGGGAAGAUGCCUGGUAGAAGAAAGCAUAUAUUCUUACUUUUUCCCGAAAGAACGUUAUCCCUGUAUUAUCCUAAUAGAAAGUUUCACUUUAACCCUGACUUGAGAGCACUAUGUUCUGUGAAAAUGUCUUGAAGUUAAGCACCAAAACAAAACUAAUUGAACUUAAAAUUACUGCACACGAGAUUCAAGACUUUUCUUAUUGGUACAAAAUUAAUUCCCUUUUGGUCUCCC